This is a messenger RNA of Bactrocera dorsalis (oriental fruit fly), 3990 nucleotides long. RefSeq names its product putative carbonic anhydrase 3. The record is from RefSeq and is a predicted model, not a curated record. The coding region runs from base 779 to 1849 and encodes 356 amino acids. Lineage: Eukaryota; Metazoa; Arthropoda; Insecta; Diptera; Tephritidae. The transcript is spliced from 5 exons. Gene Ontology annotation, molecular function: zinc ion binding; carbonate dehydratase activity. Gene Ontology annotation, cellular component: cytoplasm.
GAAGGAGCGAAGUGAAGUUCAAAUACAUACAUACAUAGCAUCCAUACAAACUCACAGAUCAAAAUCAAAUUCUUGUAAGAGAACUUUUUUGUGUAGGGUAUUCUAGCUUCGGUGCAACCGAAGUAAAUGUUUUUAUUGCUCAUAUUGCAUACAUAUACGACACUACAUACAUACAUACGUAUGUGCAAAUUAUUUUCCGAUUUAAUCAACUAUAGCAAGAUCGACGCAGUUGAAUUGAAAUGAACGUUCUGUCAAUCAAUUUUGAUAGUAAACAAAAAACAGCUGUUUAUUUGCACAAAUUUGCACAAAUAUAAAUAUAGAAAUAAUAUUGCCGCACUUGCUUAAAAUUAUUUUUAACUUCUCUGAAAAUUAUUUUAAGUACGAUUUUAAAACAAUUUAAGUUAUUCUUACAAAUUUGAAUGGUUUUCGAAGGUUUUAAAUAUUGGUUUCAAUGAAACAAUAAAUAAAUGAAACAAAAAAUUCUGUAAGCUCAGGAAUUCAGGAGCGUUUGAUUUUUUCAUAUCACGUUCCAAACGAUCCAGAACUGUACAAUAUACCUGUCGUGCCCGUUUACUGUAUCGAGUUAUCAAAUAUUCCAUCCAGUUGUAACAAAGAAAUUAUUUUCAUUUCAUUUUAAUUUUUUUUUUAUUGUCAAAUCACUCAAAUUGUUUUAAUCUAAACGACAAUCAAUAAAAGCCGUGUUAUUUAAAUAUAAAUAAGUUAGGGAUUACCUUUAAAUCCUCGCUAUUCCAAGUUUAAAUCGCACAAUAAAGCCACAAUGGUAGAAUGUUCGUUGUGCUCGUUGCUGAAUUUUCUAUUCAAUUGCGUCUACCAUGUGAUCAGUUGCGCUUUGGACUACCCGCUCGUUGUGAUGGCAGUCAGUCUUCUAAUAGCGCUGGUUUUCGUCAUUAACAUUCAUACGGCCAUGUUGAUUUGUGAUUUUCGUUUUCCGGGUCGUGGAGCCUCAGGCGGAGGCAGUUGUGGUGCAGGUGCAAGCGGUGGUGGUGGUGAAAGUAAUAGCUCCAUGAAUUUUGAUUAUGGCCCUGACAAUGGACCACACAAUUGGCGUUGCUCGGAUGCAAAUCAGUCACCCAUAAAUAUUAUCGAUGAGAACGUACAAAAAUUUCCCAUACGUGAGUUACUCUGCUGGAAUCACUACGAUGAUUUACCCAAUGGCAUCAUGCUGGAGAAUAACGGACAUACAGUUGUGCUGCGCGCAUGCUUUUCGGGCAAUACACCUACGGUCAGCGGAGCUGAUCUGCUGGCCUGUUACACUUUUGUUGAGUUGUGCUUUCGCUGGAGUCUGCUGAGCAAUGAUGGCUCAGAACACAUGUUGAAUUAUCGCAAAUUUCCAUUAGAACUGCAGGCCAUGCACCGCACCGGUCCGAGCGGUGAUUGCACAUCGAGUUAUGACUUACUAAUGGUUGGCUACUUUUUCGAGGUGUCGGCAAACAACCCUUACUUGGAUCCGCUUGUACAAAAUUUACAUCGUAUACAGAAACCCGGUUCCAAAAUUGAAAUUCCACCUUUUCCACUCUCUUAUCUACUAUAUCAAUUUCGUACCGGCUUCUACAGUUAUGGUGGUUCGUUGACUGAGCCACCCUGUUAUCAAGGUGCCGAAUGGUUUCUGUUUCCCGAACCCUUAGCGAUUAGCGAACGCCAAUUGAACGAAUUCCGUCAGUUGCUCUCGAAGGACGGUAAAACACGCAUUCUGCGCAAUUCACGUCCCGUUCAAAGUAUCAAUUGCACACGUGUGGUCAACUUAAAUCAAUAUAAUCCCAUUGAUGCUUACCAGAUGGAGCCGCCCGUGUCUGAGGUGCAGUGUGAAGAUGAAGAAAGUUUUGAAUAGAAAGAAGUUGCUAUGCCAAGCGUGAAACACUCAGGAUCUCAUAUAAUAUUCACUUGUAUAUUUGUAAAUUUGUUUUACAAAUAGCGAAAAUAUAUACCGCGAUACAGUUUAUGUAUAAAUGAUUUUUUUAUUAUUAUUUUUUAAUUUAAGCUCAAAUCCUUGUCGUUUAGCUGUUCUUAGUCUGACUCGUAUGUUUCGUUGUGUUGUUAUAGCGACAGAAAACAUCGCUUAAAUAUUUUGGAGAAUAUAGUCCUUGACCGAAUAAAAUUCCGAGUCUGUUCCAGUUGCGUGGACCCAACUCUCAAAGGAAUGCAAAAGUUCUCCAAAAUAUAUCAAGUCUGAAAAAGGAAAUCUGAUUACAAUAAAGUUUAUUAUAUUUUGGAGAUAUUUUGUUUACACUAGACUUUUGUAUUCUGACAACAAUACAUGUGAUAACAGAUAUGGUCCGAUAUUUUCUUCUCUUGUAGACAUUUUUUCUUUAAUUUUAUUUUGUGAUUUUGGUUUUUAAGUCAUAUAAAUAUCAAAUUUAUUGUUUUAGUGUGGUUUCUUUAUCUUUCAACUACACAGGCAUAAUUACAUUUAUAAAAGAGGUCAGCUGAUUUUGAAAUGGCGGAAGCAUCUACCAUACGUGCGCACAUAAAAGAAUUUUUUUUAUAAAUAAUUUUUAAGAUGUUAUCUAAGGUAACUGAUAACAACUCAAGUAGGGUACAUCUAUACGCGUGAGCACUUGUGCCUGUUAGGGUUAUUUGAGUACUUUUGUUUGGUUUUCCAACUCUUAGCGGUGUACUUUGUCUCUGACGCUUAUCAAAAACACACGCAUAUGUGGGCUUGUUUUUUUCAUUUUUAGCACCCCAAAGUCGAUCAUAUGAUGCAGUUUUAGUAUUGCCAUAAACAAACUUUGUGACGUCUUAUUCAGCUAAAUAGCUUGUUAACUAGAUUUGCUAUAUUGGUACUAACUUUCACUGAUAUAAUUGUUUAUGACGAGAAAUUUAGGUGUGAUUUAUAGUACACUCAAAUCUUUGUUGAUAAUUUGCCGAACAUUGCGGAACAAUCUGCUAAGUAUAAAUACCAAUAUAGUGCUUAAUAUAAGUUAUGAAUUGAGAAAAAGGUUUAUAUUUAGGUAUAUGAAGUCCGAGUGACGGCCACAAAUAGAGCGGCUUUUUUUUAAAUAAAAAUACUUCAUUGCGAUCUUCCUAUUAUUUUUUGUGCAAACAUCACUUUUAACGUACAACUGUUGAUUAUUUACUGUUUUCAAAAUUCUUCCUUCCGAUUGAGCGAGCAAAGCAGAGAAAAUUGAGAGCGCAAUUUGACAUUUCCGUUUUAUACGAAACAUUGUUGCCAGAAAGAAAAAAUCAUUAAUAAUAAUUUAGUAGUAAUUGUCGAUUCCACACAUUAAAAAGUUAAGUUAUUUUCGAAAUUGCUCAAAUUUGUGAAAUGAAUAAUUUUGCUUAUCAUCGUUGACAUUUAUUUUACGCAAACAUUAUAAUCACUACCGGUAUACGUUAAUAAUUUCAAAAUAAAUAGUUAGUUUACUCACGCAUACUUCACAUUUAUGACAAUUUCCUUUUAAAGCACUUUUAUACUUAGAUGACAUGUUCAAUGAAAUCAUUACAAAUAAACCAUAAACGCGAAUUAUAUGUUACACUCAGAGUCCGCAUUGUUUUCAAAAUCUUAUCAGCUUAUCGUUUAAAUAAGAUAAAUACGGUAUUUGUUGUUAUACAGCGUAAGGUAUGGUUUCCGCGAUAAGCUUCUACGCUACUUAGUAUAACGGCCCAUGGCACUUUGUGCAAAUUCAAUGCCAAUAAAGAAACAACUCCGAUAAAUGUCAUCCAUCACCGUCGUCCAUUAAAUAAUUAAUUGCAAAAAAGUAUUGUGAACCUUAAAAUUACUCACUUAGUUGUGUGCAUUCGUGUUUGGAGCGUUUGAUCGAACGUUUGCUCAAAUCGUAGGUGCGUCCGGCCAGCUGGUAGCAGUGUUUCUAUAGAAAGCCUAGAAAGUGCAACGAGUUGAUAUGUGCAUAGGCAACACAAAACUAGUUCUUGGCUACUUACAAUUGAUACUUCCUUUGUGAACGUGUGACCAAUAAAAUUCGCCAUCACGUCGCAGUACGCACAUUUAACCGUUAAACACAUUAUUUGUGU